CCCGGCGGCCGACGAACGUCCUGAAAAUAAGGCUAACGCCAUCCGAACCCGGUCAGUCCGUCAGUCGUCCCCAGCCGGCCGAGUCAGCCUGAUCAACAGCCGACACUUCGUCAACUUAGCCGGAGAUUUUUCAACAUGCAGAGGGCGAUUUUCACGAGGAUCUCCGAGGCUGUCAAGCCUAUGGAUGCAGUCGACAGGACUGUCAUGACAAAACCGCUGCACCAUGUCGACAUCCCGACGAAGAACGCGACAUUCGCCAUGGCUUGUUUCUGGGCGCCGGACGCCCUCUUCGGCGCCACCCCUGGGGUGAUCAGGACCAAAGUCGGCUAUUCGGGCGGCACAAAAGAAAAUCCCUCCUACAGAAAUCUGGGGAAAACCGUCGUUUCCAGCGGUGAUCACACAGAAGCCAUACAGAUAGACUACGACCCUAAGAUGAUCCAGUACGAGACGCUACUCGAUAUUUUCUGGCAGAACCACGACCCGACUGCGAAAUCGAAACUCCAGUACACUUCGUUCAUAUUUUACCACGAUCAAGAGCAGAAGGAACUGGCCGAGAAAGCGCUCGAACAACAGCAGAAACUCUACUCAAAACCUGUCGUCACUGUAAUCCGGCCUGCGACGAAGUUCUACGACGCUGAAGACUACCACCAGAAAUACAGACUUCAGCAGCACCCGUGGCUCUGCGAGGCGAUCAGCUGCAAGGGCAGCCUGCUCAAGACGUCCUACGUUGCAGCAAGGCUCAACGGAUACGUAAUCGGUUGUGGUGGGGUAGCGCAGUUCGAGUCUGAGCUGCCCAUCCUCGGACUUGACGAAAAAACCGGAGAAUAUGUAAGGAAACUGGUCACCAAGUACGAAGGGCAGGGUCUCGUCUGUUGAAAUGACAGAAAAUUGAUCACAGUUGAUAACUUGUGAUAAUUAAACCUUUUGCCAGACGACUGUAUGUUCAAAUACAUUGGAAUUAUACACCUUUUUUUAUGCAAGACAUUUAAUUGUAUUUAAAUUUAAUUUUGAAAAUUA
Molecule: messenger RNA, 1017 nt
Organism: Cimex lectularius (bed bug)
Lineage: Eukaryota; Metazoa; Arthropoda; Insecta; Hemiptera; Cimicidae
Gene: MsrA
Product: peptide methionine sulfoxide reductase
Exons: 5
Coding region: 136-876 (246 amino acids)
Molecular function (GO): peptide-methionine (S)-S-oxide reductase activity
Source: RefSeq, a predicted model, not a curated record